This is a messenger RNA of Phaeoacremonium minimum UCRPA7, 807 nucleotides long. Its product is annotated as putative dna protein. NCBI's taxonomy places the organism in Eukaryota, Fungi, Ascomycota, Sordariomycetes, Togniniales, Togniniaceae. The transcript is spliced from 2 exons. The record is from RefSeq and is a predicted model, not a curated record. The coding region runs from base 1 to 807 and encodes 268 amino acids.
AUGGUCUCUGGCGAUUUGUCGACUCCUGAGACUGAGAACAUGGUCAUGUUAGCCAACGCGUCAGUCGAUAGGGUCGUACGAGCGUCUAAGAGGAUUGCUAGGGCUACGGUUGUAGGGCACACGGUACUCUUUGAGAUCAACGGUGUCACUGACCCUACAAAAAAGAGGAGGAUAUUCAAAAGUCGCAUGGAGAAGCACACUCUCGUACGAUAUAUCCGUGUCGUACAGCGGAUCCUAGCUUAUAUCAUUCGGACAACAGAGGACUGGGAGCCAGCGAAGAGACCUGGCUAUACUCUGACAAGGGAACAGGAGGGCGCAUAUGAUGACUUUACCUUUGAGCUGUCAGAACAGAUGAACAAUCCAGAUCGGGAGCAGCAGUCGUACGAGAAGGCCGACCGGCUUCUGCUUACUCUUAUAGUAUCUCUGUUUGACCACCAGUUGAAGGAUAACGUGUAUGAGAGUGCUGUACUCAGCGGCCUUGCAGUCCUUGGCGUCCAAGGGUCUUACGACGAGAGUCAAGGCAAAAGUACUCUCAACUGGCUCAUGCCGUACGAGUAUACUCCAUUCUAUGCAGCAGUGAUCAAGAUCAUACGUCUUCUCGUCAUUUAUAACGCAUAUCUCCUCAAUCAGCAGACGGCCAAGAAGAUCCGGGUCGAACGCAAGAUGUCACAGGAAGACGCAGAAAGAGAGGCACCAGCCAACACCAAUGAGCUGGAUCUUGGACACGUUUGCCUAUGGUAUGGCCAUCCGUACGACAACCAUGAUCCAGGGCAAGAUACAGUGGGUAGAAGAGGAGGUCACCUUUGA